Molecule: messenger RNA, 2628 nt
Organism: Dicentrarchus labrax (European seabass)
Lineage: Eukaryota; Metazoa; Chordata; Actinopteri; Moronidae
Gene: dhx32a
Product: DEAH (Asp-Glu-Ala-His) box polypeptide 32a
Exons: 11
Coding region: 251-2467 (738 amino acids)
Cellular component (GO): spliceosomal complex; intracellular anatomical structure
Molecular function (GO): RNA binding
Source: RefSeq, a predicted model, not a curated record
CAAACAGAACAACUUCAAACUUUGAACAGCUCAAUAAAUAUAGUUUUAGCAAUUCAAAAGGUUCUGAUUAUUAAUCACGUGCUCACGUCCAAGUGCGCGAGUAUAGGAUAUGUUGUAGUCUGCAGACUGGACGUAAACUGAAUGGGUUUUUGAAUAUUUCCGAUAAAAAAAAACAACUAAAUGGAGCCAUAGCUGGAGUGGGUGGAAAAAUCUUUGUGCGCUCCUGUCCGGAUUAACAAAUAUAUGUGUCAUGUCGGAGGUAAAUAAUUCAGCAGAGCCUGACAUUUCCCCUGAAAGUGAGGAAUGUCCCGCAGAAGAUUCAUUUGGCUUUGGAGAUGAUCUGGAGUUAAAUCAGUUCGAUGGAUUGCCCUUUUCCUCGCGUUACUACAAAUUACUGAAAGAGAGGAAGACUCUGUCAGUCUGGAAAGUCAGGAGCGAGUUUGAAGAUUCUCUGGUAAAUAACCAACUGGUUAUUGUGUCUGGGACAGCAAAGACUGGGAGGAGUACACAGAUCCCUCAGUGGUGUGCAGAGUUCUGUCUGUCUGCCCAGUACCAGCACGGCAUGGUUGUGUGCACGCAGACCAACAGACAGCAGGCUGUAGAUCUGGCCUUGCGUGUGGCUGAUGAAAUGGAUGUCAACAUAGGCCAUGAAGUGGGUUACACUAUCCCUCUGGAGACCUGCUGUUCCUCCGACACUGUUCUGAGGUACUGCACUGACGAUAUGCUGCUGAGAGAGAUGAUGUCGGACCCUUUUCUGGAGCACUACGGGGUCAUUAUUAUUGACCAGGCCCAUGAGAGGACAGUUAGCACAGACAUACUGCUGGGUCUCCUCAGGGACAUCCUGCUGCAGAGGCCUGAGCUCAGAGUGGUGGUCCUCACCAUCCCGCCCAUGUCUGACAAGUUGCUCAGCCACUACGGCAGCGUCCCACUCAUCAGUCUGGAGGCCUCGUCUCCUGCCGAGGUGGUCCACAACAAUAGCAGCAACAAAGACUACUUCUACUCAGCACUGAGACUGGUGCUGGAGAUCCAUAGAACCAAAGAGGACGGCGAUGUUGUUGGGUUUUUCGCCUCAGCUGAAGAGGUUCAUUGUGCCCAUACCAUCCUCCAGAGAGAGGGGACCAGGCUAGGUGCAGAGCUGGGACAGAUGGUGCCUGUGGUCCUGUGCCCAGGACAGGGAGGGCUACUGCCUGUCCCGACUGAGCAACCAGGCUCCAAGAGGUCCAGGAGGGUUUUCCUCUCUAACCAAAAGGGGGAGGAUAUGUGGUGGCCUACAGAGUCUGUCAGUUUUGUCAUUGACACAGGAGUCCAGAAAAAGAUGGUGUACAAUCCAAGAAUAAGAGCUAACUCUGAGGUACUUCAACCCAUCAGUCAGUGUCAGGCAGACCUACGUAAGCAGCUGUCUGGACCGACAGGUAAAUGUUUCUGCCUGUAUCCAGAAGACGGCCAGCUUUCUCCAGAGAACUCCCCUCAAAUCUUGGAGUCCAACAUUACACCAACAGUCCUUUUCCUAAAAAGGAUUGAGAUAGCCGGCCUUGGACAGUGUGAUUUCAUCGACAGACCAGAUCCUGAGGGUCUCAUGCAGGCGUUGGAGGAGCUGGAUUACCUUGCAGCUUUAGACAAUGAUGGCAACUUGUCUGAGAUUGGCAUCAUAAUGUCUGAAAUCCCCCUGGACCCUCAGAUGGCCAAAGCGCUGCUGGCGUCCUGCGAGUACGACUGUGUGAGCGAGAUGUUGACGAUCGCGGCAAUGCUGUCAGCGCCAAGCUGCUUCCUGGAGCCACCUGCUGGCAUGACCCACGAGGCAGUCCAGUGUCACAGAAAGUUCCAGCACCCUGAAGGCGAUCACUUCACCCUCAUAAACAUCUACAAUGCCUUCAAACAAAGCCAGAGAGAACAAUACUUCACUGCUGAAAAGUGGUGCCGGGACUAUUUCCUGGAUCAUUCCGCCCUGAAGACAGCUGAGGCCAUCCGAUCAGAGUUGACCGACACCCUGAACAGGAUCGAGCUUCCCAUCUCUGAGCCCUCCUUCGGAACCAAGACCAACACCCACAACAUCAAAAGAGCUCUGCUGGCUGGGUUCUUCAUGCAGAUUGCUCGAGACGUGGACGGAUCGGGAAACUACUUCAUUCUGACACACAAGCACAUGGCCCAGGUGCACCUGCUCUCCGGCUACGGGGCUCAGUCACACAAGCUCGGGCUGCCAGAGUGGGUUGUUUUCCACGACUACACCCUGUCGGAGAACAACUGCAUGAAAACAGUCUCUGAAAUCUCCCCCCAAGUGUUCAUUCAGAUGGCACCGCUGUACUUCUUCUACAAUCUGCCCCCUAGUGAAAGCAAAGACAUACUGCAAGACCUGCUGGACCCAGAUGGAUCCAGAAAAUCUAAGCAAAAAUCCACCACAAUCAGCAGCGCUGGCAACGGCGGCUGUGCAGUGGUGGCGCAGACUUACGACAGAUGUGUCAUUCAAUGAUGGGAAAUCAUAAAUAUGAAAAUCUGGACUGCAAUCACCAAAUGCAUUUAUGCCUGUAAAAUAUUUAUAGUCAAUGCCAAUCAGGAACUGUAAUAUUAAGUUAUUUCAUCACUUGAAAGUUGUUUUGAUGGUCAUGUGUGCAUGGGCAAAGAACAUCCAGC